Molecule: messenger RNA, 1767 nt
Organism: Saccharomycodes ludwigii
Lineage: Eukaryota; Fungi; Ascomycota; Saccharomycetes; Saccharomycodales; Saccharomycodaceae
Gene: XKS1
Product: xylulokinase
Exons: 1
Coding region: 1-1767 (588 amino acids)
Biological process (GO): D-xylose metabolic process; xylulose metabolic process
Cellular component (GO): cytosol
Molecular function (GO): D-xylulokinase activity
Source: RefSeq, a predicted model, not a curated record
AUGACAAAAGCACAAAAUACAGAAAAAAAAAAAGAAAACGACAAAUAUUUCCUUGGUUUUGAUUUGUCAACCCAACAAAUUAAAGCUUUAAUUAUCAACCAGUCUUUGAAAAUAAUUCAUAGCGAAAAGGUUGAGUUUUCAAAAGAUCUGCCUCAGUAUGAAACAACAAAAGGGGUGUACAUUGAUGGUAGUAGUAUAUUUGCACCUGUGGCCAUGUGGCUAGACGCAAUUGAUUUAUUAAUGAGUAAGUUAAUAUCUAACAAGGAAUCAGUAGAUGUUUCCAAGAUUGUUGCUAUAUCGGGCAGCUGCCAACAACACGGAUCUGUAUAUUGGAAUUCUCAAGGUGAUUUGCUAUUGAGACAUUUAGAUCCAAAUAAAAAACUCAGUGAACAAUUGUCUGGAGCUUUGGCCUAUGAUAUGUCGCCCAACUGGCAAGAUCAUAGCACUGAGAAACAAUGCGAUGAAUUUAACAACAAAUUAGAUGGGAAAAUGAAGGAGUUGGCAAGAGUUACCGGUAGUAGAGCUCAUUUUAGAUUUACUGGGCCCCAAAUUGCUAAAAUUGCCGAAAAAACACCUAAAAUUUAUGAAAAAACGAGUAAGAUCCAGUUAGUUUCUAAUUUCUUAUGUAGUAUAUUGGUUGGUAGAUUGGUUCCAUUGGAGGAAGCCGAUUGUUGUGGUAUGAAUUUAUAUGACAUAGAAAAAAGACAAUUCAAUAGCAAAUUAUUAGAAAUUAUCGAGCCGAAUAAUGUGUUGAACGUUAGAUCUAAAUUGAACGGCGAACCUUGGCCAUUUGCUGGUGAGUCAUUACCUACAGGAUUGAUUAAUUCAUACUUUCAAUUGAAAUAUGGGUUUGACCCUGCUUGUGAAAUAUAUCCAUUUACUGGAGAUAAUUUAGCCACUAUAUUAUCUUUGCCGUUGAGCAAGAAUGAUGUUUUAAUAUCUUUAGGGACAAGUACAACGGUUUUGGUUGUUACUGACAACUACCAUCCAUCACCCAAUUACCAUUUAUUUAUCCAUCCAACCAUUCCAAAUCAUUAUAUGGGCAUGAUUUGCUACUGCAAUGGCUCUUUAGCGAGAGAAAAAAUUAGAGAUAUAGUGAAUGAUGGCAAUGGUAACAGUUGGGAUAAAUUCGAUGAAAUAUUAUCCUCAUCUAGCAACAAAUCAACAGUGGAUGAAAUGGCUGUUUAUUUCCCCUUGGAUGAGAUCGUACCAAGUGUUAGCAAAGCAAUAAAGAGAUGUAAAUUUGAUGUUGAGACGGGGAAAAUUUUAAAAUUUGUGGAUAGCUUUGGAAACAUUGCCGAUGAUGUUAAGCUUAUUGUAGAAUCACAAGCAUUGAGUUGCAGAGUGAGAAUUACACCAUUAUUAAGUAGUAAUAGUGUGGAAGAUAGUGGUACUGGAAUUAAAUUUGAUUAUGACAAGUUACCAAUGUCUUCAUUCAUUAAAAAUAAGCCGAAACGUUGUUUUUUCGUUGGGGGUGGUAGUAAAAACACAGCAAUUGUUAGUAAAUUUGCAAAAAUAUUGGGUGCACCUUCAGACUGUAAUUACAGGUUAGAGACGCCAAAUUCAUGUGCACUAGGCGGAUGUUAUAAGGCUAUGUGGUCAUAUGAACACCAGAGGGACGCGGAAGGUACUGGAUCUUUUGAUCAGUUCUUAAGUUCAAAGUUUAAUUGGGAAACAGAUUUAGAAAGAGUUGAGGUAAGUGGUGAAGAUGAGGAGUAUAUUUUAAGUAAGAUCAAACCAUUGAGUGAAUUGGAACAAAGUUUAUAA